Molecule: messenger RNA, 570 nt
Organism: Phascolarctos cinereus (koala)
Lineage: Eukaryota; Metazoa; Chordata; Mammalia; Diprotodontia; Phascolarctidae
Source: RefSeq, a predicted model, not a curated record
AUGGUGAUGGCAGUGGUGGUGGCCAUGAAGAUGGUAGUAGUAGUAAUUAUAGCGACAAAAAUGAUUGUGACAAUGGCAGUGAAUGUCAUGAUAAAUGGUGGUAGAGAAGAUGAGGGUAGCGAUAGAGACAAUGAUGUUGAGAUUGGCUGUGAAGAUGAUGGUGAUGGAGGUAGCAGUGGUUUUAGUGAUGAGGGUAAUGGUGGUAACAAUUAUGAUGGUGGUAACGGUGGUAAAAAUAAUGAUGAUUGGGGUAGAGAUAAUGAUUGCAAUAGUAGAAAUGAUGGUUUAGUGGACGAUGGUGGUAGAUGUGACAAUGAUGGUGGUGAUGGAGGUGGUAAAGAUGGUGGUGAAGAUGAUGAUGACAGCAGUGAGGAAUAUGAUGGGAGUGGUAGUGAUGCUACUCCUAUCAAGGAUGGAGAUGGGGGUGGCAGUCAUGAGGGUGGUAGAGAUGGUGGUGAUGAGCAGAGGGAAGAGGAAAGAAUGACAUCCACUCACCUUGUGACUUACAGAGCAAUUUCCUCUCAACAUCUCCGUGAAAUUGAUGUCACAGAUAUUUUUAUGCCCAUUUGA